Molecule: messenger RNA, 3829 nt
Organism: Gracilinanus agilis (Agile Gracile Mouse Opossum)
Lineage: Eukaryota; Metazoa; Chordata; Mammalia; Didelphimorphia; Didelphidae
Gene: SIM1
Product: SIM bHLH transcription factor 1
Exons: 12
Coding region: 1525-3777 (750 amino acids)
Biological process (GO): regulation of transcription by RNA polymerase II
Molecular function (GO): DNA-binding transcription factor activity, RNA polymerase II-specific; RNA polymerase II transcription regulatory region sequence-specific DNA binding; protein dimerization activity
Source: RefSeq, a predicted model, not a curated record
AGCUGGAGAAGUCUGACCCUUGCAGCUUGCCGGCUUGUAGCCACCGCCCGCUGCUACUGUUAAGACUUUAUGACCCGCCUCAUGCACCUUGCAACCACGAAUCUGCCACGGGUGCGGACUGCAUCACGGACUUCAAAGUGCUAGGCCUCCUCUUUGGCUGAACGUUCACCCACCUCUUCUGACACUCUUAACUGCAGGAGUGGGAGGUGGGGGGGCUGGAGGACCGGGGCACUGACAACCUUCUUCACCCCACCCCCACCCGAGUUGUUUCUCUCCUUACACCCGCUCCGCCCCUCGCCCACAGAAGGUUGGACCCUGCAGACCAGGCAGGCGGGAGCGCCGCCCCAGCUAGACCAGACCAAGGGUCCUGGGAGCUUUAGCAGCCGCUUGGAAGCCCGAGUCCCACCAGCAAAUCCAGGGAUCCCCAGUGCUCUCCCGUGCGCACGCCCCUAGAGCUCAGAUCUCAUUAGGAGCCCUGGCGGCCACGCGGGUCAGAGGGCGGACGCAGCCCCGCGAAAGAGGAGGGGGACUGAGAAAGGGGAGGGUGGCCCGAGGCGUACUCGCGUCACUCAGCCAUCGGGCCAAUGAAUACCUGGCCUUGGAGGCGCUUCGGACCAAUAGGAGGAAAGGGGGCCCUGUGAGUGGCAUUAAGGGAGGGCUGGAGAGAGGGAGACUAGGAGUGAAGUUGAGGGUAAAACCCUUUAGCUAUAAAGAAGUUAUUUGGCGUGUAUUUUUUUGCUUUCAAUUAGGCAAAAUAGCAACUUCAUGACAAUUACCAAAGAAGAUUAUAAGGCCAUUUUACCUGAACCAAAACCUAUAAUCUCUUCUUCGUCCCCCUCUCCCACUCAUCUCCGUAAAAAAAAAAAAAAGAAAAAGAAAAAUCAAAACCGUGAACUCUAAUAAUUAAGAUAAGGGAAGCAGAAACUCUCUGCAUGUAAGCAGCAGAGAAGAGAGCAAAGUUUCUCUAGUUGGAUGGUAGAAAUGGUUGCAAUUAAGAGUUGGUCUCCUUAUCUACCGCAGACUUCGGGGACUAAAGUGGCUUGAAAGAAGUUGCAUCCGAUACCUGAUCCACCUUCAAGAAACCCGGGCCGUCCUUGAGGCCUGGGGAUUGAGAGCAGAAAUAAAAAAAGACGGGAAUUAUUAUGUCUGUUUUCCGAGGACUGGUGUUUGUCGCCUGGAAUAGAAGAGAAGCUUGGUUCCUCGAUGGUCUUAUUGACAUAUAAUGCCCUACAGAUACAUUUGGAUUCUCGAAUCUGCAUUGGAAAAAUCACCUUUCCUAUCAUCUUGUCUUCUAGCUUUUGGUUUUGUUUUAUUUUGUUUAUUUUUUUGGCAAAUAUUUUUAUUGACCAGUUCUGGCCUUUUAUUGCUAUCGUCUUUCCCUUCAGUUAAAAAGACUUAAAUGACUUCAUUCAAGGUAUGUUUUGUUUUUGCCAAACAUGAGCUGUAGCUGAAAGUUUCUGUGUUGGUUUUUUUUGAUGAAUCUGAAGAGCUUUAAUUCAAAGAAGAAAGGGGGAAAAAGACACAAUGAAAGAGAAGUCCAAAAAUGCUGCCCGGACUAGACGGGAGAAGGAAAACAGUGAAUUUUAUGAACUGGCUAAAUUACUGCCUUUGCCCUCAGCCAUCACCUCUCAGCUGGACAAAGCAUCCAUAAUCAGGCUCACCACCAGCUAUCUAAAAAUGAGAGUGGUGUUCCCAGAAGGGCUUGGAGAAGCGUGGGGCCAUUCGACCCGUACCAGUCCCUUGGAUAACGUCGGUCGGGAGCUGGGGUCCCAUCUCUUACAGACCUUGGAUGGUUUCAUCUUUGUGGUGGCUCCAGAUGGGAAGAUCAUGUACAUUUCAGAGACUGCAUCUGUCCACCUGGGUCUUUCUCAGGUAGAACUGACCGGGAACAGCAUUUAUGAAUAUAUCCACCCAGCAGACCAUGAUGAGAUGACUGCAGUGCUCACAGCCCACCAGCCUUACCACUCUCAUUUUGUUCAGGAGUAUGAGAUAGAGCGUUCCUUUUUCCUGAGAAUGAAGUGUGUCUUAGCCAAGAGGAAUGCUGGUCUCACUUGUGGGGGCUACAAGGUCAUUCACUGCAGUGGUUACCUAAAGAUCCGCCAGUACAGCCUGGACAUGUCACCUUUUGAUGGCUGCUACCAGAAUGUGGGCUUGGUAGCCGUAGGCCAUUCACUGCCCCCCAGCGCUGUGACUGAGAUCAAACUACACAGCAAUAUGUUCAUGUUUCGUGCCAGCCUGGACAUGAAGCUCAUCUUUUUGGAUUCCAGGGUGGCUGAACUAACUGGCUAUGAGCCGCAGGACUUGAUCGAGAAGACCCUUUAUCAUCACGUUCACGGCUGCGACACCUUUCAUUUGCGCUGCGCUCAUCACCUGCCUCGCUCUGGAGAUAAUCCGGAGACGGGGACGAGGGACUUCGCACAUCUGCCCCUUCCCCCAACCCCGACAAGAUUUUGGCUCAAGGGAAACGGAUCCUUAUUAGAUACAGAAUAUAAAGGACUGCAACUCUCAUUGGAUCAGAUCACAGCCACCAAACCAUCUUUCUCCUAUACCAACACCACACCCACCAUAACUGAUAACAGAAAGGGGAACAAGCCCCGCCUCUCAAACACAAAAUCAAAAUCCAGGACAUCUCCCUACCCUCAGUAUUCAGGAUUUCACACUGAAAGAUCUGAAUCGGAUCAUGACAGUCAAUGGGGAGGAAGCCCACUCACAGAUACUGCAUCUCCACAGUUACUGGACCCCUCGGAAAGACCCAGCUCCCAGCAUGAUGCUUCAUGUGCCUAUAGACAGUAUUCAGACCGCACUGCUCUUUGCUAUGGCUUUGCACUCGACCAUUCCAGGCUGACAGAUGAUAGGCAUUUUCAUACCCAGGCCUGUGAAGGAGGCCGUUGUGAGGCGGGUCGAUACUUCCUUGGCACCCCGCAAACUGGGAGGGAGCCCUGGUGGGGCUCUCGUUCAGCACUGCCCCUAACCAAGUCCUCCCCAGAAAGCAGAGAAGCCUAUGAGAACAGCAUGCCACACAUAACCUCCGUUCACAGAAUUCAUGGGAGAGGUCACUGGGAUGAAGAUAGCGUGGUCAGUUCUCCAGACCCGGGCUCUGCCAGCGAAUCAGGCGACCGCUACCGUGCCGAGCAGUACCAGAGCAGCCCCCACGAACCCAGCAAAAUUGAAACUCUGAUAAGAGCCACCCAGCAGAUGAUUAAAGAGGAAGAGAACAGAUUGCAGCUCCGGAAGGCUCCUCCUGACCAACUGGCUGCCAUUAACGGAGCGGGGAAAAAACACUCCCUUUGUUUUGCAAACUACCAGCAGCCGCAGCUGACUGGCGAGGUCUGCCAUGGCCCUUCUCUUGCCAACACUUCCCCCUGCGAGCACCUUCAACAAAGAGAAGGGAAGAUGAUGAGCCCUCAGGAAAACGACUAUGGCAGCAGCCCCACAGCCUUGUCUAGGAUAAGCAGUCCCAACUCGGAUCGCAUUUCGAAAUCGAGCUUGGUGUUAGCGAAAGACUAUCUCCAUUCAGACAUGUCCCCUCAUCAGACAGUAGGAGAUCACCCCGCAGUGUCUCCGAACUAUUACAGUUCUCACCGGCAGUAUUUUGAUAAGCAUGCUUACACAUUAACUGGGUAUGCCCUGGAGCACUUGUACGACAGCGAGGCCAUUCGAACCUAUUCCUUGGGCUGCAAUGGCUCCCACUUUGACGUAACUUCCCAUUUAAGAAUGCAGCAAGACCCAGCACAAGGACACAAAGGGACAUCUGUUAUAAUAACCAAUGGGAGCUGAUGGUUUUUUUUUUUUUCUAAAAAAUGUGCUUUAAGGAUAUCUUUGAAACAUA